CUUGCUCUCCUCCUACUCAGCGGGCUUCCAGGGAAAAGCAAGAGUGUCCUUCGGAGCCUGGGGCCGCGGCUGCCGAGCUGGGCGAAAGACCCGGUGUGCCCCUCUCCCCUCGAGGUGAGGGCGCUCCCUCCCGCGACGCCUGCGGGUCCCGCUCGCUGCGCGGCUGGGACGGGAUAAGAGGAAGUCCCGGGGACCUGGCGAGAGCCCUCAGACCGGCCCUGGGCUGGAAGAUCCCGGAAGAAGCCGGUAGGGGAAGAGGGGCGCCGCAGGAGCUCUGGGGCCCCAAGAACAUGGACACUCUCAAUAGGAACCAGGUGGGCCCUGGAUGUAAGACCCCGGCCCUGGUGCAGAAAGGACCCUUGGACCUGAUCGAAACAGGCAAAGGGCUGAAAGUGCAGACGGACAAACCCCAUCUGGUGAGCCUGGGCAGCGGGCGGCUCAGCACAGCCAUCACCCUUCUGCCGCUGGAAGAAGGGAGGACCGUGAUUGGCUCUGCGGCCAGGGACAUCUCACUGCAGGGUCCAGGCCUGGCUCCGGAGCACUGCUACAUCGAGAACCUGCGGGGCACCCUCACCCUCUACCCCUGCGGCAAUGCCUGCACUAUUGAUGGGCUCCCGGUCCGGCAGCCCACUCGGCUCACUCAGGGCUGCAUGUUGUGCCUGGGUCAGUCCACCUUCCUCCGCUUUAACCACCCAGCUGAAGCCAAGUGGAUGAAGAGCAUGAUCCCGGCAGGGGGCCGGGCCCCUGGCCCCCACUACGGUCCUGGCCCAGAAUCCGAAAGCCUGGUGAACGGGAACCACACCCCUCAGCCUGCAACCCGGGGACCCUCCGCCUGUGGCAGCCACAGUUCCCUGGUGAGCUCUAUUGAGAAGGACCUGCAGGAAAUCAUGGACUCCCUGGUGCUAGAGGAGCCUGGAGCUGCUGGCAAGAAGCCUGCCGCCACAUCCCCACUGUCACCAAUGGCCAAUGGCGGGCGCUACCUGCUGUCCCCCCCAACCAGCCCCGGCGCCAUGUCUGUGGGCUCCAGCUAUGAGAACACCUCUCCGGCCUUCUCUCCACUCUCCUCGCCAGCCAGCAGUGGGAGCUGUGCCAGCCACUCACCCAGCGGGCAGGAACCAGCACCUUCCCUGCCCCCCCUGGUGCCCGCCCGGUCCUCCAGCUACCAUCUGGCCCUGCAGCCCCCACAGUCCCGACCGAGCGGCGCUCGCCCCUCCGAGAGCCCCCGGCUGGGCAGGAAGGGGGGUCACGAGAGGCCUCCCAGCCCUGGUCUCCGAGGUCUGCUGACAGACAGCCCUGCAGCUACUGUCCUGGCCGAGGCCCGCAGAGCCACCGAGAGCCCCCGGCCGGGUGGGCAGCUGCCCGUGGUGGCGAUCAGCCUUAGUGAAUACCCUGCUUCCGGUGCCCGGGGCCCGCCCACCAGCAUUCCCGGCAGCCCCAAGUUCCAGCCGCCAGUCCCUGCACCCCGAAAUAAGAUUGGCACGCUCCAGGACCGCCCUCCCAGCCCUUUCCGGGAGCCGCCAGGCGCUGAGCGGGUGCUGACCACCAGCCCCUCACGCCAGCUGGUGGGCCGAACAUUUUCGGAUGGCUCAGCCACCCGCACCCUGCAGCCUCCAGAGAGCCCCCGCCUUGGCCGGCGGGGCCUGGACAGCAUGAGAGAACUGCCUCCCUUGAGCCCAUCUCUGUCCCGCAGGGCUCUCUCCCCCAUGCCCGCCCGGACCGCCCCAGAUCCCAAACUAACCAGGGACGUGGCAGAGAGCCCCCGCUCCCGGCGCUGGGCAGCCCACGGGGCUUCACCGGAGGACUUCUCCCUGACACUGGGGGCCCGGGGCCGUAGGACACGGAGCCCCUCGCCCACACUCGGGGAGUCCCUAGCACCCCGCAAGGGCAGCUUCAGCGGCAGACUGAGCCCAGCUUACAGUCUGGGCUCCUUGACAGGGGCUUCACCCCGCCAGAGCCCCCGCGCCCAGAGGAAGCUCUCCAGCGGGGACCUGCGGGUGCCCAUCACCCGGGAGCGGAAAAACAGCAUCACGGAGAUCAGUGACAAUGAGGAUGACCUCCUGGAGUACCACCGGCGGCAGCGCCAAGAGCGGCUUCGGGAGCAGGAGAUGGAGAGGCUGGAACGCCAGCGCCUGGAGACCAUCCUGAACCUGUGCGCCGAGUACAGCCGGGCAGAUGGGGAACCCGAGGCCGGGGAGCUGCCCAGCAUAGGGGAGGCAGCCGCAGCCUUGGCCCUGGCCGGCCGGAGGCCCUCACGAGGCCUCGCGGUGGGCCCUGGGGCCCCGGGCCGCAGCAGCGAGGAGCCUGGAGGUGCCGCCCAGCGCCUGUGGGAGAGUGUGGAGCGCUCGGAUGAGGAGAAUCUCAAGGAGGAAUGCAGUAGCACUGAGAGCACCCAGCAGGAGCACGAGGAUGCCCCCUGCGCCAAGCUCCAGGGAGAGGUGCUGGCCCUGGAAGAGGAGCGGGCUCAGGUGCUGGGGCGAGUAGAGCAGCUCAAAGUCCGGGUGAAGGAGCUGGAACAGCAGCUGCAGGAGUCGGCCCGAGAGGCUGAAAUGGAGCGGGCGCUGCUGCAGGGGGAGAGGGAGGCUGAGCGGGCGCUGCUGCAGAAAGAGCAGAAGGCGGUGGACCAGCUACAGGAGAAGCUGAUGACCUUGGAGACGAGCAUCCAGAAGGAGAGGGACAAGGAGAGGGCGGAGCUGGCCGCGGGACGGAGGCACCUGGAGGCCCGCCAGGCGCUCUACGCCGAGCUCCAGACGCAGCUCGAUAACUGCCCCGAGUCAGUGCGGGAACAGUUACAGGAGCAGCUGAGAAGGGAGGCCGAGGCCCUGGAGACAGAGACGAAGCUCUUCGAGGACUUGGAGUUCCAGCAGCUGGAGCGGGAGAGCCGCGUGGAGGAGGAGCGCGAGCUGGCGGGCCAGGGGCUGCUCCGGAGCAAAGCCGAACUGCUCCGCAGCAUCGCCAAGAGGAAGGAGCGCCUGGCAGUCCUGGACAGUCAGGCUGGGCAGAUCCGGUCCCAGGCUGUGCAGGAGUCAGAACGCCUUGCCAGAGAUAAGAAUGCCGCCCUGCAGCUGCUGCAGAAGGAGAAGGAGAAACUGGCUAUGCUGGAAAGAAGAUACCACUCGCUCACAGGUGGCCGGCCUUUCCCAAAGACCACGUCCACCCUCAAAGAGGCCAACCUGCUCAUCUCUGAGUCCUCAGAGGUGGGGCUGGGGAUGGCAGCUCUGGGCCCCUUCCCAGAGUCUUCUCAGGCUGGGGCCUUCUCUGUUCCCUUAACCCCACCUGCUUCUACUCAGCUCUGCCUCAAAGCGCAAGAGUACGUGACGCUUGAGCAGCUAAAGGCGAUGUGGGGCAGCUCCCUGGUGCCCCCGGCCCCCGCGCCGGGCCUGCCUCCCUGGGCCCCUGCCUCCCAGGACCUGGUUCCCACCUCCUGCCUUCCUCUCGCGCUGCCCUCUUCCUCCUCCUUCGCUUCUGUCACGCCUUCGCCCCAGAUGGAGAAGCUGCUGCUCCCCGCUGUAGACUUAGAGCAGUGGUACCAGGAGCUGAUGGCCGGGCUGGGGACGGGCCCUGCUGCCGCCUCCCCUCGCUCCUCCCCCCCGCCUCUGCCCGCCAAAGCUUCCCGCCAGCUGCAGGUUUACCGCUCCAAGAUGGAUGGCGAGGCCACCAGCCCCCUGCCACGCACCCGCAGUGGGCCGCUCCCCUCCUCCUCUGGCUCAUCUUCCUCCUCCUCCCAGCUCAGCGUGGCUACCUUGGGCCGCAGCCCCUCACCCAAGAGCACUCUGCUCGCCCAGAAUGGCACCAGCAGCCUUCCUCGCAACCUGGCAGCCACCCUGCAGGACAUCGAGACCAAGCGCCAGCUGGCCCUGCAGCAGAAGGUCGAGUCGCUUCCUGCCGAGCCCCUCCCAACCGACGACCCAGCAGGGCAGCAGGUGAUCGAGGAGCAGCGGCGGCGGCUGGCGGAGCUGAAGCAGAAGGCGGCGGCGGAGGCGCAGUGCCAGUGGGAGGCCCUGCACGGGGCGGCGCCCUUUCCCACUGGGCCCGCGGGCUUCCCCCCGCUCAUGCACCACUCCAUCCUGCAUCACCUGCCGGCCUCACGGGAGCGAGGCGAGGAGGGUGAGCACGCCUACGACACGCUGAGCCUGGAGAGCUCCGACAGCAUGGAGACCAGCAUCUCCACGGGGGGCAACUCAGUCUGCUCCCCCGACAACAUGUCCAGCACCAGUGGCCUGGACAUGGGGAAGAUUGAGGAAAUGGAGAAGAUGCUGAAAGAAGCUCAUGCAGAGAAGAGCCGGCUGAUGGAGUCGAGGGAACGGGAGAUGGAGCUGAGGCGGCAGGCCCUGGAGGAGGAGCGGAGGCGGCGGGAGCAGGUUGAACGGAGGCUGCAGAGCGAGAGCGCCCGGAGGCAGCAGCUCGUGGAGAAGGAGGUCAAGAUGCGGGAGAAGCAGUUCUCGCAGGCACGACCCCUGACGCGCUACCUGCCAAUCCGGAAGGAAGACUUUGACCUGAAGACCCACAUCGAGUCAUCAGGCCACGGCGUGGAUACCUGUCUGCACGUGGUGCUCAGCAGCAAGGUCUGCCGUGGCUACUUGGUCAAGAUGGGCGGCAAGAUCAAGUCAUGGAAGAAGCGCUGGUUUGUCUUUGACCGGCUCAAGCGCACCCUUUCCUAUUACGUGGACAAGCACGAGACAAAGCUGAAGGGGGUCAUCUACUUCCAGGCCAUCGAGGAGGUGUACUAUGACCACCUUCGCAGUGCCGCCAAGAGCCCGAACCCAGCCCUCACCUUCUGCGUGAAGACUCACGACCGGCUGUACUACAUGGUGGCCCCGUCUGCGGAGGCCAUGCGCAUCUGGAUGGAUGUCAUUGUCACGGGGGCAGAGGGCUACACUCAGUUCAUGAAUUGACCGAACGGGGCCCAGUCGCCUGCUGCCCCACCUGCCUCCGGACAGGAAGUCGCGCCCUGGGCUCCCUGGAGGGCGGAGCACGACGGGGGCUUUUGUACAAGAGCCUCUGUGAUGUUCUGUAAGGAGCUCGUCCUGUGAGUUUCUGAGCUCUGGCCCCCCCGAAAAACCAGCCAGGAGGUAAAAGUUGAGGAGGGGGCUUUGCUGCCUCCUGGGAGCCCAGAACUUGCAAUAGCCUGUUAGGGUCCUGCCCCGGGGCCCCCCCAGGCUGAGGCGCCGUCACAGAGGGGGCCCCCCCCCACUCUGACCUGGCACCUGCGCUCCCUGCCUGUGUUCUGUUUUCUAAAGGACACGUUAUGGUACCAGAAUCUGCCAAAGAUCCCCUCUUGCCUCAGCCCCCAUUGCAGGGGCCUUGGGGGCUGAGUAGCGCCACAUCCAGAGUGGGGUAACAGCUCAGGCGGUGUAAUUCUCAAACCCCGCUCUAUCCCAUUCUUGUGCCGCAUUUGUAUUUUUUAUGAUUUUGCUCAAGGACCAGAGACUGAGUGUCAUCCUUGAGGUCCCAGCCCUAGCCCCUUUUUGCAGACCCAUCACCACGGUCACCAUAGUGACUGCUUCAUCGCCAUGGUUACAUACUAAUUGCCAUGGCUCCGUGGCUCAGCCCACUGCUUAGCUGCGGGCCCAUCUGAGGGUACGUGCCAUCAUCUCUCCAGCCCAGGCCCUUGGGCAUCUCCUGCUGUGUAUGGGGGAAGGGACCAAACACCUUCACCCUGCCCCCUGCCUGUGUCUCCAGGCCCUGAUACACAGCCUGCCGGCUCCCCCCUCCAGCCCUCCCCCAUACACUCGUGCCUUGCUUAGAGCCAGAAGGGACGAAGCCGGGAACUGGAGGCCAGAGGAGGAGCCAUCGGAUGGGAGAAGGAGCUAGAAGGGCCGUCCUCGGGGUUCUGGUAUAUGGCUGAGUUUCUGAUGGACAGAGGGCUGUUCAGAUGCUCCCUGGAGGAAGUCUUGAGCAGGAGGGGGAGCCCGAGGGUCUGGUUGCCCUCCCCUCAAUGGGGAUGAAAUGAAGAGCAGAGGCCCAGGUCUCCAGGUGUCUGGGCUCAGCCCUUCGCGCCUUAACACUAAGCCCACCUCCCUGUCCCCCUUCCCAGCCCUGGACCAUGGUUGCCAGGCCUGGGCUGGAUAUGUUUUUCAGUAUUUGUAAGCAUCUCAGCAGAACAAUAAAGCAUUUGGACUAUG
Messenger RNA from Cervus elaphus (red deer), 6122 nucleotides. It is a transcript of the gene PHLDB1, whose product is annotated as pleckstrin homology like domain family B member 1. The record is from RefSeq and is a predicted model, not a curated record. Gene Ontology annotation, biological process: regulation of microtubule cytoskeleton organization. Gene Ontology annotation, cellular component: basal cortex. Bases 291 to 4892 code for a protein of 1533 amino acids. Gene Ontology annotation, molecular function: protein binding. The transcript has 26 exons. Lineage: Eukaryota; Metazoa; Chordata; Mammalia; Artiodactyla; Cervidae.